Messenger RNA from Microcebus murinus (gray mouse lemur), 3251 nucleotides. NCBI's taxonomy places the organism in Eukaryota, Metazoa, Chordata, Mammalia, Primates, Cheirogaleidae. The record is from RefSeq and is a predicted model, not a curated record.
UCACUGUUGUAUCACUAUACUCAUUGUCAGCACUUACCAUUUUCUGGCAUAGGGCAGGCACUCAAUAAAUGUUAGCUGACUGAAUGAGGAGGCAGAAAGAAAGAACUAGAAAACAGAGAGUAAAAGAAGACAGGGCAAGAGAGAUCAUGGGCCCAAGACAGGAAAGAGAAAGACGAGAGAGGAAGGCAUUGAACCCUUGAAGAAACCAAAGUGUCCUGUGUGGGACUGGCAUGGAGGGCCGCAGCGUCUAUAAAAGGGGUAGAUGUAAAAAACCAGCCCUCUGGCCCUAAUAAAAACUACUCACGGACAUUUGUCAAACUGACAUCAUAGCACAAGCAGCAAUCCAUGGAUACAGCUUGAUACAUUUGGUUUAGCUUAAAUGUCCCGGAUUGGUUUCAGAGAGAUACAAAAUCUCAACCGUGGUCCUCUUAUACCCAGACUUUUGGACCACUUUCCCAACUCUGAGGCGCUGAAGCCUCGUGCGCAUGCGCGUCCAGGAAGGCCACGUGGUCACUGCUCCUCUGCCCCCACCGCAGCCCCCCCUGACUCCGACGGUGACGCUCAUUGGGGCGACGCUGUCGCCCGUUGUGGACAUCAGCUUUCCAGCCUGGAGCACAGCAUUGUGAGAGGCGUGUCCUGGGGGACAGGUUACCCUGGUAACCAUGGCCUUGGCGGCAGGCCAGACCUGAUCAGGGCACAGGGCAAGAAGGGUGUGUGUGCAGAGAAGAAACGACAACAGACUUCGACUCCAGCCCCCAGCCCCCUGGGGGCUGACGGGUGGCCAUGGAGCUGUACCUCAGGAACUGCUAUAAGACUGUCGAAGCCGCCGCCAAAAAGGCGGCCGCCAGCAACCUAAAUGCAGACAAGGAACACUGUGGCACCAGCACAAAGAAAAACCCCUUUCCAGAGGUCGGGGCAUCUCACCUACUGGAUCUGCCUCUUGGGGUCAAACUGCCGGUUAUCCCAGGAAGCAAUAGUGUAUUCUAUACUACAAAUAUAAGUGAAAAGCUUUAUCAACCUUCUUAUGGUUUUAAUUUGACUGAUCCUUACUGCCGACUUUUGGAAACCAGCUAUAAAAGUCUACAUGAUCCACAUUUAAAAACAUACUAUAAGCGAAAAGAUAUCCUCAGGAGGUUAAGAAAAAAUGGCUACAUCACCACCAAUAAUAAAGUUAUAUGUUCCUUGAAGGAACUGAAUAAGUACAGGCAUUAUCUGAGCAGUUUAAAAGUAGACUUUGAAAGAAACUAUAUAAAAGAACAAAAAAUGAUUGAAAAACAAGUAAAGAAAUUAUAUGAAACCAAGAGAGCUAAUGAAAGUUAUAAUGUUGCUCGAUUCCAAAAAUGGUUAUUACAGGAAAGUACACGAACAACUCCAGUGCAAGAACGACAUUUAGAUACGGUUGCUAAGGAAAUGGACAAGAUUGAACACACUGCAGAAAAACGGAGUGCACUCCGGAUGAAGGAAGAAGAAAGCCGACAUCGGGACCACAUAAGAAGAAAACUUCAUCUCCGUAGACAAAUUGAAGAGGAAUGGAAGGCAAAAGAACUGUCACUUCUAACAAAGAUUGGAGAAGAAGUAAAAAGAGAAGCAAGAAUUGAAGAACGACGUCAAAAAUUCCGAGAAGAAACUAACCGGAAGAAACAAGUACUUCUAGAGAAAAAAAUCGCUUAUCAUUUACAAAAAAUGCAAAAGAAUGACCUUAAAACAGAAGAACCAGAGAAGAAUAUAUAUAAAAACAAAGGCCCAGAUGAAACACAAGAAGUUUCUCCGAAGACAAAGAAAACGAAUUACACUUCGGCUCACCAGGAAACACACCAAGCACACCAAGCACACCAAGCACACCAAGCACACCAAGCACACCAAGCACACCAAGGACACCAAGGACACCUAGGACACCAAGGACACCAAGGACACAGAGGGUCAGUACACCAUUCUCAAAGUGUCACCAAGACUGUCAUCAAAAAGUCAAUAACCAUGUUAAAUUCUCCACGGGAAGAGAAGACUAACACAACAGAACAAAAGAAAGAUAAAGAAAUGACUAUAGCACCAUGGCCUUCAAAUGAGAGAGGAAUGAGAAGUGCCUUAUUUCUUACCCGAGCUGUUUCUGCUAAAACAUCAAGUGUCACCAAACAACCUCUACCAGAUGUUCUAAGACAUGAAGUGACACAUGCUGAUUCGGGUAUAAAAAUGACUGAGAAGUCAAGCUUCAGCUAUGACUCAGCUCAGACAAUCAUCCCUCCUCAUGAUUCACCAAAAAAGCAACAGAGCAGCCAUCAAAUCUGCUGUCAACAAAAAAUAGCUAGUAGGAAUUCCUUUCACAAUCUAACAAAGCCUGACAUCACCAAAGUGGAGCUGUUAAACGAUGUCCAGAACAAAAGAGAUCUUAUCAUUGGGCUGGUACCUAAUGAUACUGAUCAAGAAGAGUCAGAAAACAAAGUACAAGAGAGCUUAACUAAUGAUGAAGAGGCAACUAUUUUACAUGAAGUUUUAAAAGAAGACUUUUCGGAAGGCCUACUAGAAGAUCAAGUAAAAGAAGACAUGAAGCCCACUGCAAGCUCAGUGGCUCUUCCCAUACCACCGAUGAACAAGAGGAGUGUGAAAAGGUUUCCAUCUCUAGACAAGAGUCGUCAGUUCAAAUCUGGUCUAAGUACAAAAAGUACUGAAGCAUCUCUAAGCCAAACAGAACGUGAGGAGAUAAAAAUGACAAGAUCUUUCUCUGGAAAUAAUGAAGCUACCUUGAAAUCUACAACAGACACAGACUCUUCCUUAUGGAGGAGUAGGACGCAAUUUAGUGGAGAAGAAAUGACAUCUUCUACAGAAUCAACAUCUUUCAUUAUACACAAAAUGAUGAGUUCUUUCUCAUAUAACGAAGAGGAUUUGCCUUCAUUUUCUAGUAUAGAUGAAGAGCAUCUCCAAGAUCCUAGUGCCAAAAUAACAGAAGAAAGUAUUGCAGUUUCAGAAAAUUCAAGCCGUGUUGCCUUCACCACACUGUAUCAAUGUGAAAGUAUCCUUAAAGCACAUAAUUCAGAUGAUGAUGCUGCAGAUGCUAAGCCCAGUACUUCCAAACAGGGCUUUAAAAUGAUGAAGAAGGUAUCAUCAGCUCUGUCAAAGGUGGUUUCAAAAUCUAACACCAAUCUUCCCAAAUCUUCCCCACCCUGACUUCCUAACCAGGACAGAAGGUGAAGUGCCUAUACCUGACAUAAAUAAGCAUGCUGAUCUUCCUCCAAAAAUAAAUGGAUUUUUAAGUAUGA